AUGACGACCGUAUUCAUUGGAAAACGCGGUGGCGGCCAUCACAAGGAAAAAGUCGACGCUGUAGCGCAUGGCAAAAGGAGAGAACUACAGGUGAUCCGGGCGGAAGGACAGGCGUGCGCUCGCAGGACGGAAGUCCUGUGCCGCGAAAUGUUCAAAGUCCGUGCAGAGUUGGACGCGGCCGUCCGGGAAUACGACCGUAGGAAGGACGAGUUGGCCGGCCGUCAGACAGCGGCGCACAACCGGUUAGCGCAGGCGCUUGAGAAUCGGUCAGCGGCUGAGUUGUCACGCGAGACGGUCCGAGACCAGGCGGAAAACGACCUGAAAGCGCAACGUACCGCCGGCACAGUGCGGGCGUAUCGUCUGGACACUAGGUGGCGACUACUGCACGGCCGGUACCGGGGCUUCGUUGCGGACGUGUUGAAUGACGAAGAACCGUCGGAAGGACAUCAGCUCCGCCGGCUUUCCGCGGACGACGAAGUCGCCGCUGCACCCGGUCGCCGACAGCCACCGAGAGCCGGCGGACGCCGUUUCUUCGCGGUCGCUGAUAAGUUCAGCGUGCAACACCGGCGUGAAUCGCUCCGAACGUCCCGGUCGCUGCACGCCAUUUUGUCUGGUUAUCUCAAGGAGACGAGCGAUGAAGGCUCGUGCGGCAAGGGCGUCGCCGCGUCUCACGGGCCGUCUCGCCGACGGCGGUCUCUGCGGGGAACCGCGGCGCUCGACGGGGUCAAACCGGAACAGGUGUUGGACAAGUUACGCGUAAUGCAAGAACAGUGCGCUCGAAUCGCGGAGCGGGUGCGCAGACGUAAUGCCGCCACAGACGACGCGGUCAGCAAUGACGACGGCCCGGGCGACCGUUCAACACGAAGCAGCCGUACGAACGGCGGGCCGCAAGCCGAAAUGCUAUCGGAAGCACACGAAAAGCUGGCGGCGGGCCUGGAAUAUUUGCGAACGAUACGCGCGCUGAAGGACAGGGCCGCUGAGGCCGUUCAACGGGAACGGGUAGCUUUGCGCGGACUUUUGCGUACGGCGUGUGGCGCGGUGUGCGCCGCCGGCAACAAGCCCGCGGCACAGCCGAACGACUCGUCAUCGUACACCGUCGUAGAGAUCGCGGGCCGUCUGGAACGCGCUUGUUUCACCCUUUUCGCCCGGCUGGACAAGGCCUCGGGACCCAGCGGUGGCAGCGGCGGCACCGCCGGACGAGACGUGGUCGCCUUGUGCUUGCGCGCCGUACAAACGCAACGCGCCGACGCCAUUCGCCAAGCCCGGGACGUCGCGCGUCGCGUGGACGAUUUCCACAAGGCGACCGCCCGGUUACUGUCGGCCGCCGCGCCGACGAAACGUGCCGGCGCGGCAGGCCGCGGCCGUGCUCGUCGGCCCGCCAUGCCGCCCGGCAAGCGGCACGCCGCGACGAGUUCGGGCGAAAUUCAGUCGGCCGCACCGCGGACAUUGACGUCCGUCCGGCGGACGCCGCCGCUAGCGUGUAAGGUGACCGGCAAAACGCAGACCGUCCCGUCCGCGGUAUCGCCGCCCGCGAACGGUUUCGCCGUGCAAGAGGCCGCGACGACGGACCGCGACGUACCGACGAUAAAAAUGCUGUGUCCGCCGAUCAUCGGUAUCAUAGAAUACGAGUGA
Messenger RNA from Cinara cedri, 1632 nucleotides. Lineage: Eukaryota; Metazoa; Arthropoda; Insecta; Hemiptera; Aphididae. The record is from the annotation of a GenBank genome assembly.